This is a messenger RNA of Marchantia polymorpha subsp. ruderalis, 2798 nucleotides long. The record is from the annotation of a GenBank genome assembly. Lineage: Eukaryota; Viridiplantae; Streptophyta; Marchantiopsida; Marchantiales; Marchantiaceae.
CGAGAAGGGGCAAGCUUGUCGUGGAGCGACGAAGAAACGGGGGAGGAGGAUUUGGGGGGAUAGAAGGCUUAUGGGACACUGCCGCGUCGGCACGGCCAGAUUUUAGCAAAUACAAGAUAUCGUCCUGCGAGCACGGGCCAGAUGAAGAUGCGAGCGACGGAUCUUCCCACCCCCUCUGCCGAGUUCUUGGCUAUGGCUGUAGUUCGGUCUGGUCGCGAUCGCCCGGUAGAGAGAGUGAUCUGAUAAUGAGUGGAAAAAGCGGUUGCAGAAGUAGCAGCAGCUCAAGGCCGAGGUGGUAAGUCCCUCGACUUCUUGGUUGCUGCGGCCCGACUCUGCAGCUGCACCAAGACGAGGGACGGGGAAUUGAUCGAUGAAUGUUCGGAUGGCAUGGGUGACCGCAGAGUAGCAGCUGUACAUGUUGUGAGAACCAGAAGAGGUGGAUUGUGUAGUGAAUGGCAGCACGGGGUGGAAUCCACCAUCGUCGGCAAUUAGACGGGAAGCGCGCUCAGAAUCUGGUUGAUUAGAUUGUGAAUAAUUUUUACGGUUAUGGCAGUAGCCGGAGCUGCUGGGACGGGUGUGUGCUUGUCUCUGAGUUCGGGGUUUGGCUUAGUGGGGGAAGGGGCCAGCUGCGCUCCCGCUAGGACCUCGGUAGAAUUGCGCAGGCCUGUCCUUGCAGGGGCUCAUGGGCUCGGGCAUGGAAAUCAGCAGUCGCUUUCGGGUUCAGAUGGAGGCGCAGGAAUUUUGACGAAUUCGUUGACAUCCAGACAGGUUGCCCGGGCCAAUUCUGUCGCCAAUGUUAGGAAUUUAUGGGGUAGGAAAGGUAGGCAGAAAGGAGCGGCGCAAUGCAUUGGCGUUUCGGAAGGAAGGGAGAAGGGUAGUAGUGAGACGGCCAAAGAGACGAUUUUUGAGGUGGAGGAUCCUCGUUCCAAUGCCCGCCCUCGGAAUGGUGUUCGCGAUAUGAAUCAGGCUUGGGAGGUUCUGCGUCAGGAUGUCCUCUACCUCGAUUGGAGGGCCCGCCAAGACGUCUAUGCUAUCAAAGUUGCACAUGACAAAGUCGUGGAGACGCUGAACCCUCUUGCCAGGGAGCUGAAGUCUGUAGAGACUAUGAAGAAACAGCUAGCUCAGCUGCAGGAGGACCUCUCCAAGGCUCAUACUCAGGUGCACCUCUCAGAAUCCAGGGUAGAGCACACUAUGAGGAAGUUGGCCGAGAUGGAAUCUGUGAUAAACGACAAGUUGCUGCUGCACAAAAGUUCGGAGACUAAGAUGGAGCCUCAGAUCCAGAGGACUGCUCCAGUUUAUGUUGACGCAAACGCGGAAGGCCUUGCAGAAGCCAGAAGAAUACAAGCAAGCAAAUCAGGUUCUAACAUUCUGAACGUUUCGGGACCGACAGAACCGUAUCCUGUUUGGCUGAAGAACUUUUGGUAUCCAGUGGCGUUCACAGUUGAUCUGAAAAGCGAUAUCAUGAUUCCCAUCGAGAGUUUUGAAGAACCUUGGGUGCUCUUCCGAGGGAAAGACGGCCGUGCUGGAUGUGUGCGUGAUGAGUGUGCGCAUAGGGCAUGUCCCCUGUCACUCGGCACCGUUGUUGAUGGGCGAAUACAAUGUCCUUAUCACGGAUGGGAGUAUAACACGGGUGGUAAGUGUGAGAAGAUGCCGUCGACAAGGCCACUGAAAACAGGCAUCAGGGCCCUGCCUUGCAUUGAGCAAGACGGAAUGGUCUGGAUCUGGCCUGGGGAUGAAACUCCUGCAGCGACCUUGCCUUCAUUGUUGCCACCUGAGAACUACACGAUACACGCAGAGAUUGUUUUGGAGCUUCCUGUGGAGCAUGGGCUCCUAAUGGAGAAUCUUCUCGAUUUGGCACACGCUCCUUUCACGCAUACGAGUACAUUUGCGAAGGGUUGGUCUGUCCCAAACAUGGUGAAGUUCAAAACGCCAAUGCAAGCACUGAGUGGUAACUGGGAUCCAUAUCCAAUCGAUAUGGCCUUUCAGCCCCCUUGUAUGGUACUAUCUACUAUCGGCCUUGUGAAGCCCGGAAAGCUCGACGGGUCAAGCACUGCUUCAUGCUCCAAGCACCUCCACCAAUUGCAUGUGUGCAUGCCGUCGUCAAGAGGAAAGACACGAUUGAUGUACCGCAUGGCUCUGGACUUUGCCCAAUGGGCGAAGUAUGUGCCUUACAUCGAUCGCGUGUGGACACAUCUUGCUAAUCAGGUUCUGAAUGAAGACCUACGACUCGUCGAAGGCCAGCAAGACAGAAUGAAGCGUGGAGCAAACGUUUGGCAAACUCCAGUGGGCUACGACAAGCUGGGAGUACGGUACAGGAGAUGGAGAAAUGCCGUAGAAGCCGGAGCGAAGAAGAUUCCCUUUGAGUCGAUUCAAUGAGGGGGAUUGGUACAGAGAUGUCCGAUGUUGUAAUAAGUUUGUCCUCGUAACGUUGCGCGUGUGUAAAAAUCGGAGGGAGAGUAGUUUUUGGCAGUCACCCAGCUAACGUUCCAAAAACAGAGUUGAUUAUCUGUAGAGCCCUUUCUCGAAAUGCUAUUUCAAUUCCAUUUAUUCAAGCGACUGUCAUGAAGAAUCAGCUGUGGCUGGCUACCGUAGCUACCAGCUGCAGCUAUGCUUCCUUGAAUGAGUUGAGCACACUGCUGGAUUUUGCCAGACGCCAAAAUUUACUCUGGCAAGGGCCCGGCGUGUGUUUGUAAAAUUGUGUACCAUGUUGAACUUGAUUUCUGGGAGAUUUUCACAACAGCUAACUAAAGGCUGUUUGGCCCUUUCCCUUAUCAUUAAUCAUUUCCAUUUUCUUUAUG